GUAAAGCAGUUGGAACAACAAUAUCAAACUUUACAAGAUGUAACAUCAGCAAUAGAUACGUCUUUAAUAAACACGAGAUUGGAUAAACUUGAAGAUAAAGUUUCUAAGAUGGAGCAAAAGCUCAAAAAUCUGCAAACACUUACUGCGGUUUUAAUUGAAGAUAUACCACCAACUACUGAUAAAUAUCCUGACGUAACAGUAAAGGAAGAAAAGAUAGAGGAAGAGGAAAAAGAAGAAGCAGAUGCAACAAUAGCAGCAGUAGAAGCCGCAGUAACCAAUGAUGUGACCGUACCGUAUUACGAAAAAGACGAAAUCCCAAAAGCAAUAGAUAAGAUAACUGAUAAAAUACGCAGAAUAUCACCUGAGAUGCUUGCUUCUCGAGUAGCACAUCUGAAAAUACACCAAGACGUGGCUACGUUAAAACAGGAUGUAAUUCAGAUAAAACAAGAACUGCAAAACCUUAAUGAAAGAAUUGAACAGCGCGAAAUACCCACCAUUGCGCCAUUGAUAAAAGAAGAAAAACCUGUUGUUGAAAGAGAACUAAUUAAAGAACAAAUAGUUGAAGUGAGUGCCGCAAACUUGGAACAAUGCCUAGAGGCUGUAAGAAAUGUAGAAACGACACAUGGCAAUGCUUUGCGCGAUGUUACUCAACGUGUAAUCGCAUUAGAGAAAGAAAUUGGACAUUUGUUAGAAAGAAUGGACAGGUUGCAAAAAGUGGAUAAGAAAGAUGAUAUUGAUAUUAAUGAACUCGUUACGAAUAUGCAAAGAAUCGAAACGGAUAUGGAAAAAAUCGAACAAGCGAUGGGCUCAAUACUCGAUGAUAAAGAAACGAAAGACGCACACAUCAAAACGUUACUAGAACAAAUAGAACUUCUGAAAACCAUCAAAGCAAACAAAGAGGAUCUCAAAGAUGCUCUGGCUGACAAAGCGGAUACUCAAACCAUGAACAGAAAAGUAUCACAUGAUAAAUUCAAUGCUGCCUGCGAUGAUCUUGCUCGUGGUCUUGAGGAAGCGAUCAACAAAUUGACCAAGCAAGAAUCGAUUUGGCAACAAGCGCUUGAUAAUGUACAGAAUGAAAUCGCUACCAAGAUGGAUAAAGCCGAGAUGACGCCAUUGAUGGAUUUUGUACAUAAAAAAUUAAAAUCACUUCAAGAAAAAUUGAAAAUAAUAGUCGAGGCGAGACGCGAAAUUGAAGCAGCUGGAACGAAGAAGAUGCUUAGAGAUGUUCAAUGUAUAUCAUGCGAUAAGGAUGUCGUGAUGAAAAGAGAAGAAGUCGUUAGAUAUCGUGUCGGACCGCUACCUUGCACCAUCAGCAUGAAGCCUUAUCUCACAUAUGAAUUGGAUCAAGUCAGAAGGCAGCAGAGAAGAUUGCCUUGCGGCAGAAAUAUGAUCCAAUUUGAAGCAGCAAUGCAAGAAAAGGUCAGGUGCAAGAAGACGAAAAUGAAGGAGGAGUUACUUGCAAAGACCCCCGGAGCUCAUCUCUGUAAUCGGUACUGUGGCGGGAGUCAUACAGUUACGACUCCUCAGCAAAGAGUCCUGCGGACGGGACAUUUCCUUACUCAAUGGGGACCCGAGAUGAUACAAUUAACUGACGGUUUGAUACGAGGAAAAGAUGGUCAAAUGUAUCGCAGUCGGCUGUUGUCGGAUGUCUGCGGACCAACUUGUUGGGAAAGUCAGACUAGCGAGGAAACACGAUCCUCGGUGAAUAUUAACAUGAUCUAAUCGUCAUAAGUAAUUCAAGUAUUCAUUUCGCCCGCGAAGUAUAUUAUUCCACUCUCACAACUCUCUCAGGAACGUUCAUCAUCUGCUCCAACGCCACUUCGUAAAUCUCCGCCGUCCCGACGAAAUAGCGCUGGAAACCGUGCAUGAAUAAAACAACGCUUCGUGUUCCGGGAAUUUAUCGUAUUUGAAAAGAAAUUACAGUAUAAUUAAAUUAAAUUGAAUUAAAGACGCUAAAAUACAUUAUGUAAUUAUUAUAAAUAUUGUUGUUACCAUGCAAUCUAUUUGUUACAACAAUAUACUUCUUGCCUUUCUUUCAUCAUAUAUUAGAAAAGCAAAACAAAAGAAAAGAAAGAAUUAAAAGACUUGAAAACAUCAGAACCAGAAGAAAAAACGAUACGUUAUACAUAUUUUAUUAUCAAUAAUAUUAAAAAUAUAAGCUAAU
Messenger RNA from Pogonomyrmex barbatus (red harvester ant), 2164 nucleotides. RefSeq lists its product as uncharacterized. The record is from RefSeq and is a predicted model, not a curated record. NCBI's taxonomy places the organism in Eukaryota, Metazoa, Arthropoda, Insecta, Hymenoptera, Formicidae.